AUGUUGAACAUUCCUAAAAGAGUCAGUAUAAUUGUAAAGCGUGGAGAGAAUUUGGAAUACACUUCAACACUUAAAAAAGCUUCGAAAAAUCGUCGAUGGCGUGUUAUAUUCUUAGGUGGAGCAGAUAAACUAGCCUCAGAUUAUGUUGAUGCAGAAAAUGGAUGUCCAACAUUUGAUUGUGAAGUGACAUUAGAUUUGAUUAGUCCAUCAGAUCCAGUUUCUUUACGUGUUGUUGAUGGAGAUAAUCAUCACAUUGGUCAAGUUAAUGUCCCAUUAAAUCAAAUUCCACAAACUGGCGAUCCACAUUUCGAUCUGUCACGAUUAUGUUAUUCUGAAUUAGAACCAACACGAAAAAAUUCUCAUCCACAUGGACGUUUAGUUUAUUGGAUUUGGGCUAUUGACUAUUGGCCACCAGGAACUCAAGCUAAUACCAUACAACAUUCCAAAUCAUCAUUACGUGGUUCAUUGACACAUCUUGGUUCAAAAAUACGUUCAAAAUCUAAGCAUAAAUCUAAAAAUGAUAAUGGUUAUACAAAUGGUUAUCAAACAAGUGAAAUAAAUGGGUCAUCAUCAUCAACUACUACUUUACAAGUACCAACCGCUAAACAUAGAAAUAUAUUAAAGAAAGUUCGGUCGAAAAUUUCACAUAGUACACUUAAUUUAGCUGAAGCAGCUGCUAAGAAAGCUGCUGGAAAAGAUCCUUAUUUUCAAAGUCUUGAUAAAGGAUCAAAAUCAAAUUUAAGAGGAAGUCAAUCGUCCAUCGGCGGAACAUCGUAUCGAGCUGCAACCUCUCAAUUGGAUCUUUCUACUCAACCGAUCAAUGUGAAUAAUAGUUUUCCAUCGCAAAGUUUAUAUCCUCGUGACGAUUCAGGUAAAUCAAGGAUAUCAGCUAGUUCAUUUUUAGAUGAACAAGGUGUCGCAACACCUAUUCAACAACGAACUGAUGGAGUUGGUGAAGUUUCAGUUGCACCUUUUGAAUCGCCAGGUAGUUUUCAUAUCUCAACAUUCGCUUCUCAACUUGGUGAUCGACCUAGUAAACCUAUUGAAGAUAUGACAAAGCGUGAAACAGCUGAAUAUGUGACACACUUAUUGAAAUCAUUACAAACUGCUCAAACAGAAAUUACUCGUUUACAAAUAGAAAAUGAUCGUUUAGUUGGUCAUUCACGUGAAACCGAAACUGAACUGAACGAUGUUCGUAUGACAUUGGCCACAUUACGCAAUCGUCUAUUAGAAGAUAAUCUUACACAAUAUCUUGAAUUACCACCGAAUGAAAUGAAUGGUUAUAUGAAUAGUAAUAGUAGAUUAGGCAGUAUUGUUAGUGGUGUCAGUAUGCGUGGUUCUAUGCAUCAUCAUACUACUGGUGCUGCUUCUGCUGCUGUGCCUGCGCCUGCGCCUGCUUCUGCUGCUGUUGAUGCUAAUGUUAAUAAUCCAUUUCAAGAUAAUGUACGACAUGAAAGUAGCCUAGAGUCGUCACAAUCAUUCUUAUCGAAAAUCUCCGCGUUAGGCAUGAAUGCUCGUUUAACCAAUAUCAUUCCAUUGACUAAUAAUAAUAAUAAUCAAUUACAAACCAAUGGAAACAGCGCUAAUUCUGGUGGUGGAGGUUGGUGGUGA
Molecule: messenger RNA, 1611 nt
Organism: Schistosoma turkestanicum
Lineage: Eukaryota; Metazoa; Platyhelminthes; Trematoda; Strigeidida; Schistosomatidae
Source: the annotation of a GenBank genome assembly